Molecule: messenger RNA, 681 nt
Organism: Trichoderma citrinoviride
Lineage: Eukaryota; Fungi; Ascomycota; Sordariomycetes; Hypocreales; Hypocreaceae
Exons: 2
Coding region: 1-681 (226 amino acids)
Biological process (GO): ribosomal large subunit biogenesis
Cellular component (GO): nucleolus
Source: RefSeq, a predicted model, not a curated record
AUGGGUCGCGAACUACAGAAGAAGAAGCGCCGCUCCGGCCGCCCCCCCAUCCGCCAGUCAAACAAGACCAAGAAGAUCCUCAACCCGCGCGGCAACUCUGUCAUUGCAAAGAACUGGGACAAGAAGGAGACGCUGGCGCAAAACUACCGCCGACUAGGCCUCCUCGCACGCCUCAAGACCCCCACCGGCGGCACCGAAAAGAAGCUCUCCUCAGAACCGUCAGCAGCACCCGCCACUACGACCUCAAAACCGGACCCCUUCGCCAUCACGACGGGCGAGCGGGCCGUUCUCUCCGAAGCAAAGGUCGAGCGCGACGCCGCCGGCAACAUCGUCCGCGUCCUCGGCCGCAAGGCGAACCCGCUGAAUGACCCGCUCGCCGAGCUCGACUCCUCCGGCGACGAGCAGGACGACGGAGACGAUGGCGAAGAAUGGGGCGGCAUCCACGAUGACGGCGUGGGCACGACGGAAGUGGUCAAGUCGCUCAUCGAGGAGGCCAAGAACCCGGCGCCGCCCAAGGUCCGGUACCUGAGCGAGCGCGAGACGGAGUGGUUGGAGACGCUGGUGGCCAAGUAUGGCGAUGAUACGAGGGCUAUGGCGAGGGAUAUGAAGCUUAAUCCCAUGCAGCAGACGGCGGCGGAUAUCGCCAAGAGGUUGAAGAAGUUGAAGGCGCAAAAGGAGUAG